Apis laboriosa (Himalayan honeybee) is the source of this 2257-nucleotide messenger RNA. RefSeq lists its product as uncharacterized. NCBI's taxonomy places the organism in Eukaryota, Metazoa, Arthropoda, Insecta, Hymenoptera, Apidae. The transcript is spliced from 9 exons. The record is from RefSeq and is a predicted model, not a curated record.
AUGGAAAUAAAAGGUUCUUCUGAUACAGUUAUGGAAAAUAAGAAUAUUACAAUAAAUAAUACCUCUACAUUUCCAUGGACUGCUUUACAACAAAAUUUAAAGGACACAAACGUUAUUAAUGCAAUAAAUCAAUUUCUAAAUAUGUAUCAUCCUGAUGAUGGUAUAAUUGCAUAUGAACGUGUAUUAAAAGCUCUACUGAUUUUAUCUGAAAAUUUGGAUAGUAAUAUACAACAACAAAUAAUUUCUAUAAUACCAUUACCAAAAGGUGUAUCAAAUGAUACAAUAAAAAAUCUAAUAUAUAAAAUUACUGAACUAAGUAAAACAUCUAAUACCAAAUCUUUAUAUCAAAAAGUUACUGCAAUUUCCAAAGAACCUAAUAUAGAAAUAUUAGACAAAAACUCAGAAAUCCAUUUAAAUCAAAAUAUUUUGAUUGACACAUCUCAAAAUUUUGAAUUAAAUGAAAAGUUUAUGUCUUCAGUACCUGAAGUAUUCAAAGGUUUUCCUCCUAAUGAAAUUUCAACAAUUCAUAAUCAUAUGAAUUAUAUGUAUGAUACAUUAAAUUAUAAUAUUCCAUAUAUAAAAUCUCAUAUUACUAGUAAACAAAAUCUUUCAUCAAAUAUUAAUGAACAAGAAGAAUCAUUAAAACUUCAAUCAAAAUUAAAAUGGAGUUAUACUCCUCAUCUUCUAUAUGAAAGUAAUCUUUAUCAAAAUUCUACAUCUGAGUAUCAAGAAAUUUUUAAAUCAAUGGAUGAUAAAUAUUUUCAAUUGUCUAUUGAUCAGUUUAAUAAUUGGAAUCAAUGUAAUGUAACUAAUGUGUCUCAUGCAUUACAUCAGGAUACUAUAUGUUUAAAAAAAUUAUAUAAAAAUAACAUAGUUUCAAAUAAACAGAAUAAAAAUAAGAUCUCAAAUUUAGAAAUAUAUGAUAAUAGGUAUAUAGAAACAGGAACAAAUUGCAAAAUUUUACACAACGUAGAAAAUGAUACAAAAAACAUAAAAAAAUAUAGUAAAUUAAAUAAGAAUAAAUUUUGUAAUAUGGAAAUACAAAAUCAUUUUAAGCAAGAAUUAAAAGAUGAACAAGCAAUUCAGAAAGAUAUAUAUAAAAUGGAUAUUGUAUAUAGUGAAGAAAAAAUUAAAGAUACAAUAAUAAAUAUACAGGUAAAGAAAAUUCAUAUUUGUAAUAAUUAUUUUAAUAGUUCGUAACAAUUUCUAUAAAUAACAAUAUUACAGACAUUAAAAGAAGAUAAUUUUUUAAUGGAUAACUUUAGAGCACACAAAAAGCUUAAAACAAGCUUGCAGAAUUUUUUAAAACGUGUAGAACAGGAAACUUCGAUCGAAUUUCCAAUAUUGCCUCAGACCAAACCUUUGUAUGUUAUUCCUUCUAUAUCCAAUUUUUGCAAGUUUUUAAAUCAAGAAAACCUGGAAAACAAUAAUCAAUUAGAUAUUUUGAGCAAUAACAUAAAUAGUUAUAAAAGUAUAAAUGUACUAGAGGAUACAAAAAAAAAUAUUAAAAAAAAAUCCUCAGAAUCAUUUCAUAUUUAUCCAAAAUCAGAUCAAUUAAAUCUGCUUCAUAAAAGUUUAAAUAAUAUAGUUAAUGAAACAAAAACAAUAGAAUGUGAAAAAAAGAACUACAUAGAAAAUUUACUAUACAAAUCUGCACUGAAGCAAACAAAACAAAAAAGUUUAAACACUUUACAACAAACUGCAUCUAUUACAGAGCUGGUUACAUUUAAAAAACAGUACUAUGAUACAUUAUUAAAUAUUCAGAAAGCCAAGAUGGCAGUGGCAAAUUCUUUGGCAAUAUCAUCUGUAGAAAAUUUUACCAAAUAUGAUCCAUAUUAUUCCAACCAUUCAUAUCAACAAGAAUUAUUGCAACAUGAACCAUUAAUUAUAAAUCCACAAUUUGCAGUACAUACUAUGGCACAGUCUGAAUUAUCAAAUAUAUAUAAUACUUCAUGUGCAUGGAUGAGGUUUAACAAUUGGAAGCAUCUUACUAUGAAACAGUUAAGACAUCCACAACAAUUUCCAUUUCAAAUUUCAAGAAACAAAAAGAAUUCUAUACUACAUUAUGUAAAAACAAUGGAUAUUCAAUGUUUUGCACAAGAUAAAAACAAACAAAUGAAGCAAAAUAUACAACGUAAAAAGUUAGAAGACAUAGUUGGAAAAUUAAAAGAAAUAGAAAGCAGCAACAUGAACAAUUAAAAAAAUUAUUACUGGUCCCUAUGAAGUUUUUAAUUUUUAAAAAUACGUUAAUCUCUAU